Messenger RNA from Platichthys flesus (European flounder), 4640 nucleotides. RefSeq names its product zinc finger CCCH-type containing 18 (gene zc3h18). The coding region runs from base 165 to 3779 and encodes 1204 amino acids. The record is from RefSeq and is a predicted model, not a curated record. The transcript is spliced from 20 exons. Gene Ontology annotation, molecular function: metal ion binding. Lineage: Eukaryota; Metazoa; Chordata; Actinopteri; Pleuronectiformes; Pleuronectidae.
CUGUCGCUGUGCGGUGCGGGCAGUUUUGAUUCCUCCGCCUCAGCAGCUGAACUCACGCAUCAGUGUUUAUCUGAGGCCGCGGGAGCGCGAUCCGCCGGAGAGGGGACUUCUUACCGAGGCGCUGCCGUCGUCACACAGCUCCGGGUCGGCCAGAAUAUUCUCUAAUGGAUUCUCCUGAAAGCCCGAACCAGUCCCCCCAGUCUCCCGAGGAGGAGAAGGGCUUCUCCGACUCUGAGCUGCUGGGUUCUUCUGACGAAGAGGAGGACAGGGUAGUCUCAGGCAGUGAGAUCAUCAAUGAGGAGGAGAAUGGAGAGCUGCUUGACGAGGAGGAGGAGGAGGAGGAGCCAGUGGAAAGCCGACGAAGAGGUUUGGAAUUAGAGGAGUUGGACGAAGAGGAGGACGAGGUGGUGCCUGACUUCGUCUCUGACCCAGAGGAUGAGGAGCCUGGAGGGGUGGGACAGGAGGAUGAGACCAUUGUUCUGAUGGAGGGGGAUGAAGAUGGUCCACAGGGGCACCAGAUAGAUGGAGAAGAGGAGGAGGAGGAGGGAGAUGAGGAAGAGGACCGGGUCAUUGACACGCCACAGUCCCCCGACUUCGAACCGGUGAAGAGCUUCACUGAUGACGACAAUGGAGAAGAUGGGGAGGAAGGAUACAGUCACUAUAAAAAGGAUGUCUCGGCCGAGCCUAAGACACCUGAGGUAGAUGAAGAGGAGGAGGAGGAGAAGGAAGAAAUCAAGACGGAGGAGGCCAAGAGGAUGAGAGCUGAAGAAGGGGAGAGUAGAAGAGCUGUCACCGUGAAGCAGCUGAACGUGGACUCAGCUUCUGUUUCCCGGGAGCUAGACGAGCAUGAACUGGAUUACGACGAGGAGGUCCCGGAGGAGCCCAACGUCCCUGCACACGAGGAGGAGGAAGACGAGGAGGACGCAGAGGAGGAGCAGAGUGAGGACAAGGUCGUUAAGAAAAAGGAGAAGAAGCGUAUUCUCCCCCCGUCUCCUAAGAACAGUGACUCCAGGAGAUCAGACGACUUCAGGGGACCCGACCGGAUGUCCAGAGAUUCCUUCAGGGACAAGAAGAAGGACGAGGAUGAUGGAGAGAUCGAUGAAGGAGAGAUAGAUGACGAUGACCUGGAGGAGGGGGAGGUCAAAGAUCCCUCAGACAGGAAGAUCAGGCCACGUCCCGUCUGCAGGUUCUUCAUCAAAGGAAAUUGUACCUGGGGCAUGAACUGUCGCUUCAUCCACCCCGGAGUCAAUGACAAAGGCAACUAUUCCCUCAUCAGUAAACCAGACGUCUUCUCACCUAAUGGAGCGCCCCCUGGUGGACCGCACCCUCUCAUACCCAAUAACCCCUGGGCCGGACCUGCAGUGGAGGAGCUCCCUCCACCUCCUCCCCCAGUGGAGCCCCCUGUGGAGAGUGCAUGGGAGAGAGGCCUGCGGCACGCCAAAGAGGUGCUGAAGAAGGCCACCAUCCGUAAAGAGCAGGAGCCGGACUUUGAGGAGAAGCGUUUCAACGUGACCAUCGGGGAGGACGAGCGAGAAUUUGACAAGGAGAACGAUUUCUUCAGAGAACGCAGCUACCGCAUCAUCAGAGAUGAAAUGGAGUUCAGAGAUCCUGUUUAUGGGGACCAGUACAACGAUCCAUACUACGACUAUGAGAUGGAGGCGCUGUGGCGAGGUGGCCAGUAUGAAAACUUCAGAGUGCAGUACACAGAGGCUCCACUUCCGUACCACUACAACGAGCGAGAGCGUGAACGCGACCCUCAGGAUCGGCCCCGGGACCGAGAGAGGGAGAGAGAUCACCGCGAGCGGGAGCGCCGGCAGCGAGAGAGGGAGCGGGAGAGGGAGCGCGAGAGAGAGAAGGAGCGGAUGCGGCGGAAAGAAGAGUGGGAGAAGGACCGGAUGAAACGUGACGAGAAGGAGAGGCCGAGGAUGAGACCUCCUCGAGACCCCAGGGAGAAGAAAGAGGACGACAAGCUGAAGCCUCGCUCGCCCCUCGACCUGCCGCCCAACAGGCCGAUGGAGCCGCCCUCAAAGAAGGAGAUUGUUCCAUUAAUGCGGCGACCAGAUGAGUGGAAGGACCCGUGGCGUCGGUCCAAAUCCCCCAGGAGGCGCCCCGGGCUGGGCUCCCCCCCACGAGGCCGGCGGCGACACCGGCCCUCCGGCUCCUCCGUCUCUCUGUCCAACUCCUCCAGGUCCUCGUCUCGCUCCUCGUCCUACACCGGCUCCGGGUCGUCUCGCUCCCGCAGCCGCUCCUCCUCCUUCAGCUCCUACUCCAGCCACUCCUCGCAGCGCAGCUCCUUCAGUGGCAGCCGCUCCAGGUCUCGAUCAUUCUCAACGUCUCCUUCACCGAGUCGGACAGCGCUGAGGAAUGCUAAGAAUAAACCAGAGCCCCCCCCUAUGUUAACUAAAGGAAGCAUGCCCCCGAAGCCGGGCGCCAUGCCCCCCCCUCGCAGGGAAAAGCCUCCCAUGAAGAAGGCUCCCAGUCCUCCCCCGCCUGGUGGGAUGCAGGGCCGGCCUUCCAGACCCAUGCAGGAGGGAGGCAAGGCCCCCCCCAAUCCCCGGGAGCCGGGUGGACCAGGUGGCGGCGGUGCAGGUGGCAGUGGGGCAGGUCGCGGAGGGACUGGCGGCAGUGGAGCAGGUCGCGGGGGAACGGGCGGCGGCGGGGGAGCGGGUCGUGGCGGUGCAGGCGGCAGAGGAGCCGGUCGCGGUGGACCAGGCGGACCAGGCGGCAGUGGAGCAGGUCGGCCCCUACCGCCACGGGAACCCGGAAAACCCCCCAACCCCAGGGAAGGAAGACGGAAGGUGAAGCAGCAGCGUCCUCCCCGGAGGCAAACUGCGAGUGGGAGUGUCAGUGGAAGUGGUAGCAGUUAUACUGGUUCUAGCUCCCGAUCCAGAUCCUCAUCAAACUCGCUCUCUAAAUCCGGAUCCAGAAAAUCCAGGAAAUCCAGAUCGCUGAGCGUGAGCAGCGUGUCCUCGGUGUCCUCGGCGUCCUCCAGCAGCAGCUCCGUGCGCAGUGCGGACUCGGACGACAUGUACGCCGACCUGGCGAGUCCGGUGUCGUCUGCCAGCUCCCACUCGCCUGCACCCAACCAGCCCCGCAAGGAGCGCCCCCCCGUCAGGGACCGGCCUCCACACGGGAGAGACAAGACCAGAGAGAGACCGUCAAAGAAAGACGAACCCUUCAGGGAUGAGCGCAGGAAGCCGGACCCGUCUGGAGCCCCGCCCAGGGGGGGGAACCCUGUGCCCAAAGCAGGACCUGGUAGCAGGGGGGGGCACCCAGCACAUCCCCCUCCGGGCCACAUGGGCCCCCCUGGCAGCUAUGGAGGUUCAGGUUCCCACAAAGACAUCAAACUCACUCUCCUCAACAAGCAGCAGGGUGAUAAGGGCAGCAGGAAGAGGUACCUGCCCGCGGACAAGGACAGGCCGGGUUCCCCCCUCAGCAAGAGAAUGGCCAUGUCUCCAGACCGAGGUCGUGAUAAAAGGAUGCCGGGUCGACCCCCGCUCUCCCCUCGAAUGGAUCGACCCAGAGGCCAAGGCCCCCGACCCUUGCCCCCCCACGGAGACAGGAAACGUCCUCUGUCCCCAGCCCCGAAGUCGUCUGGCAAAGCCCCCCCGGCGCCGUCAGGCAAACCCGCUGCCCCGGGAUCUGCCGCGGCCUCCGGCUCGGCGUCGGGCUCCAACAAACCCAGCAACACGCUGUCCCGCCGCGAGGAGCUGCUGAAGCAGCUGAAGGCCGUGGAGGACGCCAUCGCCCGGAAGCGAGCGAAGAUCCCCGCCAAAUAGAAGGACGCCCUCGGCUGUCUGCCGGCCUGAGCUCCUGCGCUGAGGCAACAGUGAGGAUCACGGGGUGGAGCGUUCCCCCCCCAGCCCCCCCUCCACUAUUAGUGGAUUUGUAAAAAUGUUGUUUGGUUCAUGCUGCCACAAGAAACAUCUCCUGCCCGUUGGCCUUCAGAGGUUCGACUCGGCUUCAUUGGAGAGCCGCUCGCUCCCACACAUCGGACGUUUGCUCCCGUCAGUCUCUGAACGUCCGACUGCGGUUUCUCCUCAUCGGCGAGAAGCGGGGGGGAACCCGUGGGUGUGGGGGGGGAGGGGCGUCUCCGUGAUGAAGCGUGUAGAGGUCAAACAGAAGGUCCUGAGGUUUCUCUGAUCCUCCAGUGGAAAGGGAGCCUCUUCCUGAUGUGCUGUGAUGAAGCAGAUUUAUACAUAUUGAUUCUACUUCUCGUCUUUUAUUGUCUCGUCCUCUCACAUCCUUUCUUUCCUCCGUGGAGCCGUGGGACCGGCGGCUUCACCGCGCUUCUUUGUACAAAACCCUGAGCAUCUGUAUUCAGCCCCCCCGAGCUGCGAUCACGGCGGCUUCUUCCUCAUCCAGUGACUCGUCUGCCGUCACACCUUGUACAAUAAUAGCAAGUCAUCAGAUUCUUUUAAGCGUUUGAUUAUAGACGAUAGUGAUGUGAAAUAUUGCUUCUUCUUUUUUUAAUCUGCAGCAUUUUGUUUUCUUCUUGGCUCUCGAGUCAUAAAACCGAAGUUUUAUUUGUCAUGUUUUUAGUUGGAGGAGUGUGAGCGGUGGAGCGGGACAUUUAGAGACAACGAUAUGUCUUGCUUUUGUGACAACAGCCUUCGAAAUAAAACUAUUUUGAUAAAGAG